Molecule: messenger RNA, 19816 nt
Organism: Columba livia (rock pigeon)
Lineage: Eukaryota; Metazoa; Chordata; Aves; Columbiformes; Columbidae
Gene: MYO3B
Product: myosin IIIB
Exons: 38
Coding region: 7838-11887 (1349 amino acids)
Biological process (GO): sensory perception of sound; peptidyl-serine phosphorylation; positive regulation of filopodium assembly
Cellular component (GO): filopodium tip; myosin complex; stereocilium tip
Molecular function (GO): protein binding; ATP binding; microfilament motor activity
Source: RefSeq, a predicted model, not a curated record
UUUUACUCAUAAGUAUACCACUUAAAGUUGGGCUUAAUUUCAUGCUAGCUAUUACCAUGUUCCUGCUGCAAAAUGUGGAGAUUAAAAUGCUAAGUUGAGAAACUGUACUGCUGGGAAAACUGUGCUUGAUGUCUUCUGUCAAAUCUGUUUCUGGAAUAACUUCAGUUUGAUGAAUGUGUAUAUAUAUAUAUUUAAGUAUUAAAUUUUUCUUUUGACCUUUGAGAAAUCCAGUGAAACACUCUUGUUUUGACCUUGAUCUUUGGAUAAUAGCAUCUUUUUUUUAGUGGUGGCCUGGAGCUUUCAAUUAAUAUUUUCAUCACCUCUGCAAUAGGAAUCCUGUGCAACUCACAAGCAAAUGACAUUUUUUCCUUUAUAAGUGGUGUUCUGCUACAGUAUCCAACCAAUUAUUUUCUUUACUUCAGAGUCAGGUGAGAUAAGUUUGUGCUGUUUGUAUAGCCGCCAGAGGAGACAGUUUUGUGCUGAUCUUGAUGUGGUUUAGAUCUAGUUUUAAUGUAACCCUGAUUCUGCAGUACUGCUUUUAACUUCCAUUUCUCAGAGGCAGCGGUAAUGAUGAAGGGAGCCUGUCUGAGCAUUAGCCCAGAUAAGAACGAAAUUAUGCUGUUUGCAAAGUAAGAAAACCACAGGAAUGAUCUGAGCCAGUGUGUGGAAGUUCACAGCUCUCCAUUAUCAACUGUGGGGUCUGAGGGAGUGCAUGUAGUCUGAGGAGGGGGCUCUGCGUGACAAGUGAGAUCCGUGCUGCUGGGCUGAAGGCCGUGCUAUAGGAAUGUCCCUUUUUGGUAGGGCUCAGGGCCUCCAGCACCUACUCUCAUGUUCCCUCAGAUGGGCAGUUGUUUGCCUGCAAGUGCUUUUACACUGAGAAGAGCACCAGCGUCUGCAGGUUCAGCCUCCUGGCUUUACUUGCCUCUUUGGCCACUCUAAUGUCCUGCCACUGCAGUUGUAAUUUUGCUAGGCUGUACUAGCUAUUAAUUCCUGGAAAUGGAUGUCCUUAAGUAGGAAAAGCAUAUUCUCAGUGGCAUCAAAUGCUUCAUGAAUUCUUAGCUGUAUAAAUGGCUAGGGUGUUUUAAUAAACUAAAAAAUCCUUUUUAAUGGGUUUUUAGGUUCUUUUAUUCACUGUAUCAUUUGUACUUUCUUACCACUAGUGCUAUUGAGAUUUAAUGCUACAUGCUUCAAAUAUUGUAUUUCUUUGAAAAUACUACUGACAAAGCAAGAUUGAAUCUUGUUAAAUAAAUGACAGUUUCAAAAAGCUAAUCUUAACACCCUAAAACAUGAUUUUUGCAAUGUAUGCUUUUGCAUGGUACAGGAAAAUGUGGAAAAAACUCCACUCUUGAAAAGCAUUUUAAAUUUAGCUCUCGAGUCCCAGUUAAAAUGUCUCAAAAUGAAAAGACUGUUAUUUGAAAAGCCAUUUCCUGUAAUUCUGUCACUUGAUGUAGAGCAGGCUGGUCUCUUAAUUUGUGAAAAUGGGAGCUGGUUCCAUGGAAACCCCUCACAUCAUAGAAUUAUUUACUACCCAGUAAACAACUUACUAUUCCUUCAGUCUUUAUCCUUUGUAUGUACCACAUGGAUGGUAAACCUUUCCAUUUCCACUGAGUAUGGCAACAAAUGUCUUAAGGACUUGUGCUAAUUAGUUCUUGGUUUUUUUUCUUCUCUCGUCUGCUGUCAUGGAGUGGAAAUUUUCUGGGAGGAAACUGUUUGCCUGUGAAAUCAGAACUCCCUCAGUCGAUUUCUCAUGCUGCCAGUAAUGUCCGUGCUGUUUUAGCUCUUAGAAUUACAUAUACAUCAUCUACUAUCUGGUAUGUUUCCCAUUGAAGGACUACUUCCAAUUCAUAACUACCAAACUUUUUAAUAAUUUUGACUUAAAACAAUUAUGCUGGGCUUAUUCCUCAUGGAAUUUUAAAGUAUUUUUUAAUGUUUCAACAAGAACAACAAAAGAUAACCUUUCAGAGAUUAAAACGGGGAAAACAAAUUUAUUGCUUCUGUCAUUUUAAAAACAGUUUUUCUAAGUGUUGAGCAUAUCUACUGUCUCUAUGCUUUGGCCUUUAAAUAUGGUGACCAAAUGUGUAUGGGUCACAAAGUAGAAUGGAACUGCGGGCUGAAGCAGUUACCAAAUCAGAACAACAUGUGCUGGGGAUUACAUGUAAGUACUGGCAAAUACCUAAAGCAGAUAAUGAGCCUUUGUUUUACAGAUGUCAAGGAAUAUCCUUUGUACUUUGGCUCUGGAAGCCACUUUAUACAAUUUACUGUGAGGAGAGUGUUCCUUCUGUUUCUUUGAAAAGCUGGGGCUCUCUCCAUGUAAUGCAGCCACUUUUUUCAUGCCUUUGUUGUCUUCACAUUGCAUACACAACUACCUUGUUUGUGUAGGAAACCUAAAACAGCUGCAAAGCCCCCUGCAACUGUAUAAUAAUACUUUGCAAAUAAGAUUGCAUUCUCUGAGUGCUUUAUGCACAGGUAGCCAGGGGUAGGUACAGCUUGAAAACUGGGUUGUAGAGGCUGUGGCUGCUUUGCAGCUCUAUGGUGCUAGUCAUUUUAGAUUUGUUGUGCAUCAUCUUUGAAAACCUAAAACUCAUUUUGCAUUUUUUCCAAGGUAUCUCCAGGGGUCCAAAAAGAUACUGCCUGUGUUGUAGGACAACUUCCAUUACCUUCAGGAGUUUAGUACAGAGCUGCUGUUUUAACCUCAGAGAGCUCUGUAACAAGGUACUUAGAACUGCUGGUGUAAAGUUAAGCAUCGUAUAAACUAUGGACAUGCAGGUUUUCUUAAACUAAGAUUUUCAGGGCAGCUGAUGGGACUGUUAAUUAUUGUUUCAUUUAGGUUCUCUAGCUGUCCUUUUUAUACUGUUGGUUUUGUCUCCCACUUAACUUGUAAGCUCUUUUACGACAAGGAACACCUCCUGUUUGGUUCAGUAAGUAAAUGAAGUAAGUGCUGCUCUGUAAUGGUAGACCAACUGGUGUUACACCAAUCCACGUAGCAAGAUCUGCCAUCAACUAUGAAAUACAAAUGCACACAGGAUUUAAGUGAGAUACGGCCCUUUCAUCCCUUACUUAACUUUUUGCAUAUUUUCAUGCUUUGCUGCCUCCUCAAAAGACACUACUUCCUACACAGAUAUUUUGGCAGUAAUAAAAAUGACCACUAAAUUAGAAUUGGUUUGUUUCCCAUAGUCAACAGUGACCCUGGACAUAAUACCUUUUCAAUAUUUCUCUUUUUUUUUCCCCCUACCAGAAGCUGCUAAGUAAUGUCAAGAAACAAAUAUAUUCUGAGAGUCAGAGAUUGCCUUUUGUAAGUCUAGUACUGUAUUUGUACAAUUGAUACUUUCCAGCAUGUGACUGAUGUCAUUCAAAUAACCUCUAGACACCUGGCUAUUCAGAAAUGGCUCAUACUUUCACUUUAUUCCUACUUGGAUUGUUAUUUUUUAGUCAUAUAACUCAUAAUCGCAAGUUUUCAUAUGGAAAACUUUCCUUCUACAAGGAGAAGAGUAUUAAAAAAAAAAAAAAGAUGGGCGCUAUUUUAGUGACACAUAUUUCAAAGACUGGGAUUGUGUUUAAAUUGUGGGCAGAAUUAGGGCAUAUUACUGUAUCAUUAAAUAUAAUUUCACAAUUUUUAUCUGUCUAAAGAAACACGUAAAAAAUCCCAAACAAUCUCAAACUAAGGUACUACAGUAACGCUGCUCUUCUGUGUGAGUGUAUUUCCAAGGACGCUGCAAUACAAUUUUUAACUGAAUACUGCACAGCUGUGUUGGAUCUGGUCCUCAGAAACACAGGUCAAAAGACAUGUUACACUGCUGAAUACCAACAAGGUGGUUUCCCUAGCAACAAUAAACAGAAGAAAGCUCAGCCCAUUCAAGUGAUUUAGUUUGUGUGUGGCAGCAAAGAUUGAUUUUGAACACCAUGGGAACCCAUUAGCUGUAAGAAGAAAAGCAGCAAAUGAAAAAAACUGUAGAUCUCUCUUACCCAGCAUUGCUAUUUAUUAGAAUUGUAUACAGUGUAAUUAUCGGGAAUUUGCAUAGGAUAUUCUUAAAGUGAAAUACCAUUUUACUUUUUCUUUCUGCAGCUUUUAAUUUUCUCUACUGUGGGGAAAAAAGAACGCUUUAUGUGGAAAGAGGAAAGGAGGAGAAAAUUUGAGAAAUGGACAUGAUGCUUUGGAUAGGUUCACCUUCUAAACUUAUUAAUUAUGUCCUGCAUACGUACUCAGGCCUAGUGUGACAUAGGCCACUCAGUGCUUCAGAUGUUCAUCCACUAAGGGUAAAUUCAGAUAUUUAAGCAUCAUGAUUAUGCCACGUGUGCCCAGCAGUAAUUCCUAAUGAAGCCAUGAGAGGUUGUAACCGUGCUCUCAGUCAUACUACUACUGCCUCUCUGAAGAAAGCUGUACAAAACAAGACUAAGGGUUACUCUUGGGAGCAUCACGUUCCAACUCUGCAAAAGUAAUAAAAGGUAAGUUUCUAGUAUUUGGGUAAGCUGACAUGUUUUGGAAGAGCUACACACUAGGAACCACAAACUGUGGUACACGUUGCUUGCCAGAAUCUCUGUGGAUCCUUCUCUUGGCAAUUGCUAUCUAAAAGACAUAGCGUGUAGGUUCUUCUAUGUGUAUUGUUUGUUGUUGGCUUUUAAGUCCUCUGAGUCACCUUUCCUCUGGAGUUUACUGCUGGGAAUGAAUCCAGUAUAAUUCUAACUCAUUAUAGUUCAGUGAUGCUAUUUACAUUUCAGUGCUGUCUAUACAUCAGAUAUUCCAUCUCCCCCCUUCUGUUUCCAGGCUCCCUGAGGUCUGCACUUUGUGCUUAUGAUUUGUAAGAUCUGGGUGAUGGCACCUGAGUCUUGGCUAGAACUGUUACAUUGUUGAACUGCUUCUCCUGCUUUUUCUCCAUGCAAGCAUAAUUACUCUUUGAUGCUGUGCUGCUACCUACGUGGUUUUGCUGCACUUCUAUAGUCCUUAUCUGACUGCUCUGCUGCUGCUGGCUUCUGUUGAUAGUUUAAAUCAUUUUUGAAUAUAUUCGUAAAGCUCCAGUAUUCUUCUCACUACUUCCAUUGAUUUCAGAGGCAGUGAAAUCCACUCUUAUAUUAACAUUGCUGUUAUUUUAUUUCCUUCAUUGCUGAAUAAUUUUAAUGGAGGCUUUCUCUCCUUUUCAGUCCCCUUUGCUGUUUUUGUUGUUUUUUGUGUUUUUUUUCCCUUCAAAUCUGUGCUGUAAAAACUCCUCAGUUGCUUUGUCCUUGCUGUCCUCUGUGUUCAGGUAGUGUUGUAGAUUUGGAUUCAGGAUUUUUUUUCUACCAGUGCAAAUGAGAACAAAACUGGAAGCCUCAGCUAGAGCAACCAUCUUUGUAUGCGAGUACGGACAGAGUCAUUACAGCUAGGAGCUGUCGUUUCAGACACCUGUCUAAAUGAAAGCCUAACUGCCACAAGAGCUUGACUACCAGAGCCCUCAGACAGAGCUUUCUGUAUCUGUACCUGCACAUGUCCUGCUUUUCCUCUCAGGCAGUGGAUGGGAUGGUGGGCACUCUAGGAUGGCAAGGGCUUUGGGAUGAAAUUAUGGUAUAGAGAUGAGAACUCUUACCUGAAGCAUUUUGCUUGCUCCAGGACACAGCAGACAGAGUCUGGGAUUUGGCUCAGCAGGCUGAGAACCAGCAGCUUUUUUUCUUUCAGGAGUCCUGACCUACACUCCGGCAGCCUGAGCCCUGAUUUGAGACUGAGAGAUGGGAUCUGGGACUCUCCCAGGGAGCUAUGAGAAAUCACAGUACACUGUGGUCUUUGUACUCCUUAUCCUUCCCUUUACCUUAUUCUUUUGCUCUCAGAAAUGCAGCAACCAUACUCUUAGGUAGAGAUGUAGAUGAAGAAAGUAGCAGGCAGGGUGGGGGAUGUUUCCAUGUGAGCAAAAUACAAUACGAUUUGGAAGAGGCAAGUCUUGGAUGGAAGUCUUAAUGUGAGUUCUCCCUGUUAAUACAGCAGAAGACUGCUGAACUCUUGAGGUAAGGAAAGGGCCAUGUGAAGAAUUGGUUGAACCACAGAGGGGUUUUGAUGUUUGCUUUCUUCAAGAUGGUGGCAACCCUUGAACAAGGUGCAUUUGCAUUUAUUUAAAAACUAAGAAGGGAAAAUCCAAAGCAGCACCCAUGUGACCUGUUAGGACAAGACAAUAUAACACAAUACGUGUUAACUCGGGUACUUACAGUUCAGCAUGCUGUAUCCACAUUUGCAUAGCGGGAAUUUAAAACUGCCUCAAGAUUUUCACAGAAGUACUAUGCAUUUCAGCUGUGUCCUUAAACUCUUCAGCAACUGUUGUUUUUUUUUUUCCUUUCCCGCAAAGCUGUUUAAUGUUUUUACAUUAACUUGUGAUUCACCAGUGUUUAUGAUGUGUGUAGGUUAAUGCAAUCAUGCAUUCUGUUCACAAUCACGAGUCCAUUUCUGGGCAAAGAAAAAUGCACACAGAGAUGAAGAGGUAUUUAAAAAGCAUGAAGUCCUCCUGACUUUUAAGGAGAUUUACUAUAGUGAAUAAUGUUUCUGUAUAGCCAUUUGAAAAGGGAGAUUUUAAACUGAUAAAUGAGGGUAAGACAGUGCAUCUCAACUUUUUAUUACAGAAAGUGUACGUUCCAUUAUAAUGAUGUGUUUUAUGAUUAAAAUACUUCCAUUUACAAUUUGUUGGCUACAUGUUUCACUACAUCAGUACUGUAUGUUGAUUUAAAAUUUAACUGAUUCACCAAAACUACUUUGUGUGCAGCAACUGAACGUCUCCAUAGAAUACACUUUGGAAAAUCUCAUCAGUUAAAUACUGUAAACUAUUUAUGGUCUAAGAGAUACUCUAUUCCCAUUCAAUUAUUGAGGCUAUAGCAUUUUAUAGCAUUUCAUUUACUAAUAGCUCUUCGCCUUUUGGCAUCUAGUCAUGGCCAUACAAAUGACAUAUUUUCUUUUCAAAGACAGCCUAAAGAAAGUGAGAGAUCAAGCCAUUCCUAGCCUGAGCUUGCAUUAGUGGAGCCAUUGUGUAAUUGGUCAAUCACUGCACUUGACAACAAUUAAGAGUUGUUCUUUUCUACUGGAAAUUUGCAAGCAACAACAAAAAAUAGCGGCUGCAUGUAAAUAUGGCUUGUUUCAAGGGAAUGGUAAAAAAAAUUACUGUACUUUGGUCAGAUUGACAAUUCACUGUUAGAAACAAUUGCCUUGUUAAAAACAAAACAUGCACAGCAAUGGAUAAAGGUGGCUGGAAGAAUUUUGUGGAGAAAUGCCAAUGUUCCUCAUUGUUUAAAGUUUGCAGUUUCUAAGUGAAAGCUAUUUAAUACUAGUUACGCAUAUAUACUAAUUAGUUUUAUUUCUUGCUCCUAACCAUUUCUUUAAAAGCUCACUAAACCGUCCCUUUACCUCACCGCGUUUACCCGGCCUGUCCUGAGAGGCCCCGGCGCUCCUCAGGGCCCGGCGCGGCAGCGCUGAGGUAACGGCGCGCGCCGCCGCAGCCCCGCGGCCCCGGCCCAGGCUCAGCGCGGAACGCGGCCCGGGCGGCGCAGGGGGACGCGGCUGCGGGCCCUCGGCAGCGCCUCCCGCCGCAGCGCCUCCCCUGCCCCGCCGGCGGAGGCUCCGCGGCCGCCAGGUGUCCAGUCAUGCGGGGUCGCCCCGCCGCUGUGGGAGCGAGAACGGACGGCGACCUGUGCCCUGCUGACAGGCCGCGGGCCCGCGGCGCUGAGGGGGCCGGGGCUGCCGGGACCUGCGGGUGCAGCGCCGCACAGGUGCGGCUGCUGGGGCUGAGCCGGGGCCCUGCCUCUGCAGGGGAACACCAGCUGUACCCAUCUCCCCCGAACCUAUUGGGAGACAGUACCUUUGGCCGAGUCCAGCAUAUGGCCAACAGGAACUAUGUCAGCAGCUGAGAACACAGCAAGUCCUGAAGCAAACUGGAUUAGGAAGCCGUUGUAUGGUUUAUUUCAGUGUAAUUCCAGUAUGAUUGGACUAGAAUCAUUAGCCGAUCCCUCAGAUACCUGGGAAAUUAUAGAGACUAUUGGGAAAGGCACUUAUGGUAAAGUCUAUAAGGUUGCCAAUAAGAAAGACGGGAGUCUGGCAGCAGUAAAGAUUCUGGAUCCUAUCAGUGAUGUAGAUGAAGAGAUUGAAGCAGAAUAUAAUAUUUUGCAGUUUCUUCCCAAUCAUCCUAAUGUUGUUAGAUUUUAUGGGAUGUUUUACAAAGCAGAUCAAUAUGUGGGAGGACAGCUCUGGCUAGUACUUGAGCUGUGCAAUGGAGGUUCUGUCACAGAGCUUGUCAAAAGCCUGCUGAAGUGUGGCCAACGCUUGGAUGAAGCUAUAAUCUCAUACAUCUUAUACGGUGCUCUCUUGGGCCUUCAGCAUUUACACAAUAACCGGAUCAUUCAUCGUGAUGUGAAAGGGAACAACAUUCUCCUGACAACAGAAGGUGGAGUCAAGCUCGUUGACUUUGGUGUUUCAGCCCAGCUCACCAGCACACGGCUGCGUAGAAACACCUCAGUUGGAACACCUUUUUGGAUGGCACCUGAGGUCAUUGCUUGUGAACAGCAGUAUGACUACUCGUAUGAUGCUCGAUGUGACGUAUGGUCCUUGGGAAUAACAGCUAUUGAACUGGGGGAUGGAGACCCUCCUUUAUUUGACAUGCAUCCAGUGAAAACACUUUUUAAAAUUCCAAGAAAUCCUCCUCCUACUUUGCUACAGCCUGAAAAAUGGUGCAGAGGAUUCAACCAUUUCAUUUCACAGUGUCUUAUCAAGGAUUUUGAGAAGCGUCCUUCAGUCACCCACCUUUUGGAGCAUCCGUUUAUUAAGCAAGUACAUGGUAAAGAUAUGGCUCUGCAAAAACAGCUUGCUGAGCUCAUCCGAGAACAGCAGCAGCUGGGCUCCAUAGCCAAAACCAGGCAUGAACGAAUACAUACUAGAAGACCUUACCAUGUGGAUGCAACUGACAAGUACUCUCUAGAUGACGAUCUGGUAAACCUAGAAGUUCUAGAUGAGGAUACAAUUAUUCAUCAGCUUCAGAAACGCUAUGCUGACUUACAAAUUUAUACAUAUGUUGGAGACAUUUUAAUAGCCUUAAACCCCUUCCAGAAUCUCAGCAUUUAUUCUCCCCAGUUUUCCAAGCUUUACCAUGGUGUGAAGCGUUCAUCAAAUCCCCCCCACAUAUUUGCCUCUGCGGAUGCUGCCUACCAAAGUAUGGUUACGUUCAGCAAAGAUCAGUGCAUUAUCAUCAGUGGAGAAAGUGGUGCUGGAAAGACAGAAAGUGCCCAUCUGAUUGUCCAACACUUGACCUUCUUAGGAAAGGCCAAUAACCGGGCUUUGCGUGAGAAAAUUCUUCAGGUAAAUCCUCUGGUUGAAGCAUUUGGAAAUGCCUGCACUGCCAUCAAUGACAACUCAAGUCGCUUUGGAAAAUAUCUGGAAAUGAUGUUUACACCAACAGGAGCUGUAAUGGGGGCAAAGAUUUCCGAAUAUCUACUUGAAAAAUCAAGGGUCAUAAAACAAGCUGUGGGAGAGAAAAAUUUCCACAUAUUUUAUUACAUUUAUGCUGGCCUUUAUCAUCAGAAGAAACUUUCUGAAUAUAGACUUCCUGAUAAAAAGCCUCCUAGAUAUAUUGAUAACGAAACUGGAAGAGUAAUGCAUGAUAUUGUUACUAAAGAUUCCUACGGAAGACAAUUUGAAGCUAUUCAGCAUUGCUUUAGAAUUAUAGGAUUCACUGACGAGGAAGUGUACUCAGUGUACAGAAUUCUGACUGGAAUCUUAAAUACUGGAAAUAUUGAGUUUGCUGCCAUUUCUUCACAACACCAAACAGAUAAAAGUGAGAUUCCCAAUCCUGAAGCCCUAGAUAAUGCUGCGGCACUACUAAGUAUUGGGUCAGAAGAACUUCAAGAAGCCCUAACCUCCCACUGUGUUGUAACACGAGGGGAGACUAUUAUCCGAACAAACACUGUGGACAAAGCAGCUGACGUGCGAGAUGCCAUGUCUAAAGCACUUUAUGGCCGGCUCUUCAGCUGGAUCGUAAAUCGUAUUAAUACGCUGCUUCAGCCAGAUAAAAAUAUAUGCAAUGCUGAAAAUGGGAUGAAUGUUGGGAUACUAGACAUAUUUGGAUUUGAGAACUUUGCAAGAAAUUCCUUUGAACAGCUGUGCAUAAAUAUUGCUAAUGAACAGAUCCAGUUUUAUUUCAAUCAACAUAUCUUUGCACUUGAGCAGAUGGAAUAUCAAAGUGAGGGAAUUGAUGCUGUUACAGUGGAGUACGAGGACAACCGUCCACUUCUAGAUAUGUUCCUCCAGAAACCCAUGGGUCUCCUGUCUCUGCUAGAUGAAGAAAGUCGAUUUCCUCAGGCAACAAGCCUGACUUUAGUCGAUAAAUUUGAAGAUAACUUACGAUGCAAAUACUUUUGGAGACCGAAAGGAGUAGAACUGUCAUUUGGUAUUCAACACUAUGCUGGAAAGGUAUUAUAUGAUGCCUGUGCAUUUCUUGAGAAGAACAGAGACACUCUUCCUGCUGACAUAGUGGUGGUGUUGCGAACUUCAGAGAACAAACUUCUUCAGCAGCUGUUUUCUAGCCCAUUAACAAAAACAGGUAACUUGGCACAGGCAAGAGCCAGAGUGACAGCAGCAUCCAGGUCUUUGCCUCCACAGCUCAGUGCUGGGCGUAUCAAGUCUCCAAAAUAUCUCCUGAAGGUUGAUACAAUGGAGGUUAUGCGACACCCUGAGGAAACAACAAACAUGAAGCGGCAAACUAUGGCUUCCUAUUUUCGGUAUUCCCUCAUGGAUCUUUUAUCCAAAAUGGUUGUUGGACAGCCUCACUUCAUCCGCUGCAUUAAACCUAAUGAUGAUCGAGAAGCACUGAUGUUUUCUCAUGAGAGAGUUCUACUGCAGCUACGAUACACUGGAAUUCUGGAAACUGUCAAAAUACGUCAGAAGGGGUAUUCUCAUCGCAUCCUCUUUGAAGAGUUUGUGAAAAGGUAUUACUACCUUGCAUUCAAGGCACAUGAGACUCCCCUUGGUAGCAGAGAAAACUGUCUUGCCAUUUUGGAGAGAUCUAAACUAGACAACUGGAUUCUGGGCAAAACGAAGGUUUUUCUAAAGUAUUACCAUAUAGAGCAGUUAAAUUUGUUCCUGCGAGAAGUUAUAGGGAGAGUGGUGGUCAUGCAAGCCUAUAUCAAGGGAUGGCUUGGAGCAAGGAGGUACAAGAAAGUCAGAGAGAAAAGAGAAAAUAGUGCUGUUACCAUACAGUCAGCCUGGAGAGGAUAUGAAGCUCGCAGGAAGUACAAGGAAAUAAGGAACAGAAGAACUGAUGCCGCUAUACAUAUUCAAGCAGCUUUCAGGGGAUAUAUUGUUCGUAAAAACUACACAAGAUUGAAAAGCAGCACUGGGUGUGUAGCAGAUCCUCAGCUUACAAGCAGCCGCUCUACUUCUGAUUUUGGCUGUGAAGACCACUGGCAGCAAACCAGUAGCCAUCAUUCUCCUGUGGUGCCUGAAUUCCUUGACAAACAAACAAAAAAGAAGGAUUUGGAUGAGAUUUCUGCAUCUCCAUUUAUUCUAAAACACUCAUUCGAAGUGAAUUAUUUGCCGUCAAUUAGCCAAUCCCAGUCAGUUGCAGACCAUCAGUUGUCAAGUCCCUCAAGAUCCCAUGAAAAAGGAGGUUCAGAAAACUGUCUUGAACAGAAGCUGAGAACACCUCGUCGACGAUGUCAGCAGCCCAAAAUGCUGAAUAGCCCUGAGGACAACAUGUACUAUAACCAGUUAAAUGGAACUCUAGAAUAUCAAGGGAGCAAGAGGAAGCCAAGAAAACUUGGCCAAAUCAAAGUUCUUGACGGAGAGGAUGAGUAUUACCAAUCAUUGUCAGUGGCUGAAUCUAUCCCUGAAGAUGACAGCUUUAUCAGUUCCCCAUCUCCUCCCUCCUCAAGAGGUGUGUCUUUUGCUCAAAGCUGAACCUCACUUACUCUGUUGACUAAUACUGGUUUUUGGAAUGGCAGAAGUUAUCAGCCCAGAGGUAUCUUCCUGUGACCUAUCUGUGACUACAGAUCAUAUGGGGUUUUUCAAGUGAAGAGUAUCUAAUUUCCAAGUCUUUUAUUAAAAGAUUGGAAAGUGUGUUUGUUAUUGAGCUAAUUAUGAUAACAUAAGUAGCAUAUUUUAAUAUCUAAUAUUUUGAAUUUUUUGUUCAGCUUUUUAAGAAAUAUUAUUAGUAUUUGUAUCUUUUGUGUGGCCAGGCAGACCCUGAUUAAAACUUACAGUAGCAUUGUAGCAUAGUCUCUUGGAUUUAUUGUGUAGCUGACACGUCCACUUUCUGAAAAGUCACUGACAAGAGCACCCAACUUGAGAUAUCUAUUAUGAGAGCAUGUGUGUGCUCCCUCUCAUGUCCCAAAUUAAAAAAUAAAUAUUUUCAGCACCUGUUUACAAAAGGUCUUUCCCAUGUUAAAUGUACAACUAUUAACACUAUAUUUCAGACUUUAAAAUUAUUUUGCACUGUUUUUUUCAUGUUAAACCAUGCAGUUAUGUGUAACAUGUAUAUUUUAAACAUUUAUUGUCUAACAUAAAAUAAUCAUGUAAGGUUUUUUCCAUUCAUUGGUCACUAAAGUUUAAAAUACAGGGUGUUUCAAAAAGAUGGACCCAAUUUGCAAUCACGAUGUCUCUGCAACCACGAAUUCAGCUAUUCUCUCGAUGUUGUCUGCACAGCAGGUGGAAGGAACAUAGAGCAUUUAUAUAGAGGUUACCUGAUAACUCAUUAAGCUGUUUGUAGUUUUUUGUGUAAUUGUGACAUGUUGCCAUUGUGAAAUAUACUGCUUUGAAAUUGGAUCCAUCUUUUUUAAACACCCUGUAGUUUCUCUGUGUUUGUUUAUAAAGUUAAAUGUUUUUUAAUUAAGAAAAGUAUCCCUAUGACUACCAAAGGAGAUUUUAGGAAAGAAAAACAAACAAACAAAACAAAACAACAAACAAAAACACACACAAAACAAACAAAAGCCCCAAACAAACUCAGAAAUUCAUCAUACAUCAGAUCCUCACUACUACACAUAAUUUGUCUUUUAUACAGUUAUCACAUACAGAAAACCUUUUAAGAUUAGAGACUCCAGUUAGAAAUACAGUUGAAAUUUUGUUUAAAUUACAUUUUAGUGUUGCUACAUAAAAGCAAUGUGAGCAUAUACUCUCAGAAGCAAACACCACCAGCCUUGUAAGCUUUUGUAAGUUCUAUUUACCCACUCUAGUCUGUAGAAAUGUGUUUACAUGCUCACACAAACAUGUAGCUUAAUCUAACUUUUAAAAAAUGAUUUUGUAUUAAUAACAAUGCACAGCCGAGAUCUUUAGAGAGCAUCUAAUGCUGUUAAGAUUAAAAUCACACAUUCAUAUUUCUACUAUAUUUUAAAGGAUGAUGUCUUAGCAUCUGGGGUGGUAGUUCAUUGUUUUUACUACCUUUACACAUCUUACAAAGUAUUUUCUUGUAUAAUCAUGAAUUAUCUCAAAGACAAAUCUCUUUUUAAUUACACAGAAACUUUAACAAUAUGAUGCUAACUUUGUGGUAAAUUAAUUAAAAAUGAGAAAAUACAAAUUGGGAAAAAAAAAAAAGAACUUUUAUAUGUAAAAAUUAUGCUAAAGGUACUGUGCCUGUGGUUUAGAUGAACUUGAGAGACAACUGUAAUGGACAAGGCAAAAAAAGAAAGGCGCAUCUUGAUGCCAAAAGUUUUUAGAAAGGUUCAUUGUAUGAAGUCCAUAAGAAGAAAUCAGUUAUACUGAUCUGGGAAAGCCUGGUGGUGGAUUUGGUAAUGGCCGCUACAACUACCUAAAUGGUUUUCCCCUUUUUGUGUGUAAAUAAGUUAUUUAAAUUAUUUAUAUAUAUAGAGAGAGAGAUAUAUAGAUAUAUAUAGAUAUAUAUAUAUCAGUAUGGGGGAAUGUAUUAUAUUUGAAGUAAAAGUGUUCCUACUUUAGGCUUUGGUAAUUUAUGCCUAAUACCUAGAGCAUAUAAAAUGAAUUGUUUUAUUUGUUUACUGUGAUUUGCAGGGAUAUUACUGCAUGACAAGGUUACAUUGACCUAUCAUUUCAUGCAUCAGCAGUUCUUCUAUUGCACUGAUUUGAUCAAGCCUAGUGGAUAAAAGAGGAGCAAUCCACCCAGUGGACCAAAUUAGAAUUAUAAUAAAAAGUGCACAUUCUGAAGGGCAAAGUAGGUUAAGUAUGAUACUUCACUUGGCAUCGUUUUUGUGAUGUAUCAAAUUUAAAGCUUUUUUCAUAAAUGUUUGCUUAAACUUUUGCAUUCAAAUUUUGUAUUUUGAUAUUAUGUAGUUAUGUAAGUGAUUCCAUAGCUACACUUGAGGAAAAAUACAGGUUUUUGUAGCAACUGGAGGCUUUUUUAGGUUAGGUACUUGUGAAAGUGCAAAAAAUCUCUCUCAUUUUGAAUUCACAGGAAUUUCUGGGUAUCUCUUUGCUGUACUACUUUAGAUAGUGCUGUUGCUCCUCGUGCUGAAGAAUUUCACCAUUUUACAGUUAUAAAAUGUCAAACAACCCUUCCUAGUUACUUGGUUUGGGCUCUGCUAGACAGAGGAAAAGAGACUGCAUGGCCCACAGCUUUAUUGUGUUUCUAGAACCACCUUGUUCCUGCUUGCUCUCCUUGAAUGCCAGCAAUAGCUCAGUGGAUUGGAGGGACUGCAUCCUGUCUGUACCCUCCAAGGUAAGUUUUAAAUUGCUGUUAUCCAAGGGAGGGGCUAAGGUACCUGUCUUAUGUGAGGUGUGAAAUAACUGGUGUAGGCUCCAACAUUAUUUUAAUAAGAUGUAGCAAAUAAGGUCUUCAAAUGGCUCUAGAAUAAGAUGUGUGAAAGCUAUAGAAGUUUAAUUUUUUGUUUCUCUAAUGACAAAGAGUGUACAUGAGACACAUUUUUAAAAUCUUUAUACAUUUGUUAUAUAUUGCUUAUUGUGAUGAUCCAUUAGUACUGCAUAAUCAAUCUGUAGUGAUUGUUUGCUAACAGUGAAAAAUCAAGGGCAUCAGAAAUUAUAAUUACGAAUUCUAGCAUUUCAUAAAUGCCAAAGAUCAUAACGACAACAUUUGUGUGGUUUGCUUACUAAGGAAUCCACGGAGAAAUUCAUUUGAGCACACAUUUAGGUUUCAGUGUUCUCGAUAGGGUAGUAGAACGAACUGCAGUUGUUUACAUAAUUGGGUGGAGUGUGAGCACCUGGCUCAGUGCUUUGCUGGUAAACCAUUUCUAAUGGAGACCCUGGGUGAGAAACCCAUCUCAAGAGCUUGUAGAAAAUGACGGGAAAGUAUCGUUUGGUUUUCUUUGUUUUGUUUGUUGUUUCCUUUAUUUUGAGUUAGGUGUUAAGUCUAUAUGAAUUAAUUGCUUCGGUAACUGAAGCUAAGUAAAAACAUGCUGUCCCAAGAUUACGAAAAGAAAUGUUUGUUUUGGCAUGCCUAUCUAUUUGGGUAAAUUCUGGUAGUCUACUCAAAAAAAAAACCACACUUUAAAAAAAAUUAUUUUACAAAAAAUUCUUACUAGGUACAAUUGUUUAAAAAGGACAGAGAACAAGAAGGUAAGUGUCAGCUUUCUCUAGAACUUAAAUAUACACAUUCUUUAUGGCAAUAGGAUAGUUCUAUUUCUUAUUUAGAUAUUCUGUUAAAUGAUGUUUUAAAUUCCAUUGCUGUGAAUAUUCAUGCAGUAGAUGAAAUGAUGCCAAAGUUUCAGUUUGUAUCUUUGUGUGAAUUUGUGUUGAAAUUGCUGAAAAUUUUCACUGCCUCAAGAAUUUAGUAAUACCAUGUGAUGAACAGAAAAUGAGUGCUUUUUAAAGUUACUGUUUCUAUUUUGGGAGCAAACAGAUAAAAUGAAAAUCUAUUUUGGUGUCAAAAGCUAAGUUAUUUAUCAAUUACUGAUUUUAAAAAGAUACUUGCUUUAAAAUACUUGUUACUUAAUCAGGGAAAUCUAAGUAAGCCUGGGUCUGAGCAAUUUGGUAGUUUAUAUUUGAAGUGGAACUUCUAAAAGAUCACCAUACAGCUUCAAGUUAAAGAAGUCUUAGAGUUGAGGAACAAAAUUUGCAUCAGGUGAACCAAAAUGUGAAACAGCUGUUUUGUAGUUGCUUUCCAGAAGCAGCUAUUGAAUCAGUUCAAACAGUGCCAUGGUGAGAUGAUGUCUUUGGUUUUGCAGUUGAUCUAUUACAUGCUUUUUUAAGCAAUUAGAGCUUGAUAAUGCAAUCAUUUGUCAACCAAUUAAUUUUGAAAGACUGGAAAUACAUGGAUGAACUCUUUAACCUGUGGUUCAUUUGACACCACUGAUAUCUAGAUCAAAUAAAAAAAAUAUAAUUAGUAUUGUGUAAGCUACAUUAUAUGAACUCAAUAUCUUCAUGUUCUGUGACUUGCAAUUUAAUUUUUAAAAUAUUUUUAUUAUUACUAUAGGUAAACAUACGGAUAAAAAAAAGUAACAUUAUUUUGUUUUGUAUAGAAUAUGUAAGUUCAUUACUAUUAGAAACAAUAACUGAAAAAAAAAAAAAAAUGUGAACGUGAUUCUCUGGGGGCAAAUGUGUGCCCAGACGUCAACAGAAACUUUAUGAAGGGCAUUAAUGCAUGCAGGCUUCUGCCCUAUAUUAUCUUCACAGCUUUGAAAACCUUAAUCACUGCAGCUGAAGUUCUUGUAAGGCUAAGAGAAAGCUAUGAGCAUGCCAAAAUAAGCCAGUUUCUAUGUGGUUUUUUUAAUACUUCUAAUCUUGAAGUCAUUAUAUCCUGUUGUUUCAGUACAUCAGAAUAAUGCUUCAUGACAAUGAAUUUUUGCUGAACUUGUACACAUAGCAAAUGCUAACUCAGAUUUUUGCAUUCUUGAAAAGAGGUAUAUGAAUUGUGGAAUAAUAUAUGUUGCGAGAGACUUUUAGAUGUCACCUGGUCCAAUGCCCUACUCAAAGCAGAGCCAGCUUAUGUUGCUCAGUGCUUCAUCCAGUGAAGAAACAAGUAUCUCCAAAGUUGGAGAUUUCACAGCCUCACUGAGCAGCCUAUUACUGUGUUUGACUGCCCUCAUAGUGAAGUUGUGUGGGUUUUUUUUCCUGAUAUCUAACCUAAAUAUCUAAUCAAAUGGUAUUUUUCACCUUCUUGGUCUACGGCUUCGAAAAAUUGUAUUUUGGAUUUAUAGAUUGUAUUUGUAAACUCAUCUUGAGUUGCCAGACUGGCAACUUGUUUGUGCUAGUGUAAACUUAGGAUAACACUAAGGACUUCAGGCAUGUACAUCUAGAUUUAUUGUUAUAAGGCUAAACAGAAAUGUGACUUUUCUGCCAUAUCUUACAGACAAGCCUUUUCUUUCUGCAAGAAGAGUGAGGGAAGCCUUUUAUUUCUGCAGAGACAGUCACAUAAUUCUGUGUAUGUAUAUGUACAAUUAAUUAAAAAGUAGGAACAUUAGCUCUAGAAAGGUAAAAUAAAAAUAAGUUUUCUUUUUAAUUCAGUUCAGGUACAGGAAGAUUACUUGACUGGAAUGUGUAUACUCUAUUAACACAAUCUAGCAUUAAGUGUUUAUUUCAUUACCUCUGUGGUUUUGCUGAAGUUUAAAGUUAUUCAUUCAGUCAGAAAACUUCUGUAUCCCUUAAGACUAUUUCCCUAGUGUUGCUUUUUACAUUUGCAUGGCUUUCCAAGUGAGUUGUCUUGAAAGGAAUACUUGCUCUAGAUGUGCAUGUUCUGGACUAAAAAAAAACCAGACUUUGCCUGUAGUGUAACAUGAAACAAGAUGUGCAGUUUAUUAAAGCUGUGACACAUUAUGACUGCUGCCUUUUGGUUCAUGAGCCCUGUUGCCUCGCACUGCUCAAGGGUUCCCAAGCUUAAGUACCACAUUAAAGAAAGACAUUAAACACGUAACAAAGCAACACCAGGGCAAUGUCCAGGAGAAGGCACACCUCCAGUGCUGCUGCUUUCUCCCAUAUGGAGGCAAAAGUAGCAGCAGGUCACAGCUCUGCUUGGGGCUGCAUGUGGUGCUGAAAGAGACUGAUAAGUACUCUAGCAAUGCGUUUUGUGGACAUAAAUGGUGUUCCAGUUGUUUGUAUGUGGCGUUUGGAAGUAGUGUACAUGUCUGGAGCGGGCAACAUUAUGCAGAAACUCUGAGGGUGGUUAUUAAACUCUGUUUACAAGGAAACUUGUUUCUGUCUUGUCCCUAUACUGUUAGAAUUGGACUUCUAAAAUUGUUGGCUUGGAUUUGAAAAUGAGGGGAAACCUUGUAGAACACUUGAUAAAUACUCUCUGAAUUUUGUAGCUGUAGCAUCAACUUUCACAUUUGAAUCUUCUGUCUCUGGCUUUAUUUCUUGGAGUAUUUUUUUCACCAGCCUUGUAACCAUCAAAAUAAACACUGUGUUAUUUGAUCAUGUUGUUGGUGAUGUGGCAUUUGUGAAAACUACUGAAAAUAGUGAUUUAUUUAUAGGACCUCCAAUAACAAAUAAUUCAGGGGAUUUGAAGGUUCAUAAGCAGAAAUAAGCUUUUCUUAUGCUUUAACAUAGUUCAUACACUGGUUGUGUGUAGCACUUUCAACUGCUUAAAUAUGUUUUUAUUGUCAUUCUCUAAGAACCAUUAAAAACAGGAGGCAAAUAUCUGUGAGUUGUAAACAAAAAAGUUCAAAGAAGUGAACAGAACUGCUGAGAGAUGCAGAGUCAAUAAAUAUGAUUUUCACUGUUGUAAUCAUUUAAUAUGUGUCAAAUAACAGAAUUAUGCUGUCAGCCCCAGAUGAGUACUGACUGUGUUGGAGCUUUUUGUGUCACAAAUUAUAUUUAAAUGAAAAAUAAACAUGCAAAAGAACCAUUUCAUGGGACUCAUGUUCAGAUAAUAACUUUUUUGGCCAUGGUACAGACUGGAAGCUCACUAGCUUUGUCAGCAAAAGCUGAAAAAUACCCUGCUUUUAUCAGAAUAUUACGAUAAUUUUAGAGGAUAACAUAUUUCCUCUGUGUGGAAAAUAAUUGAUUUUUAGUAUAAGGCAGUUCAGGAUUUGGACCACAAGUGGUAAGCAAUGGUGUCUUCCCUGCAAAACAAAUCUCUAAAAUAUCUGUUGAAAAAUAGAUCUAAUUUCGGCCAUCUGUGUACUUUUGAUUACUAAAUGCUAUGCAAAUAUUACCAGAAAGGUUUUUAAAUACGUGUUAAAUCCUCUGAACAAUUGAGGUAGUAUCUAGUUCUAAUGGCUGGUCAGUGGGAGGUCUGUCAGCAGGAGGUGGCUGAUGGCCAUUGGGUAGAAAUACUCAGCAAGGAAUCUUGCCACACUGACCUCUGUGGCUCUUCCCUUCACCUGUUCAUCACCAUGGUCUUGAGCUGCAGGUUGGCACCAUGUGCCAGGAGCUAUAUACAUUUUCUGUCCUAGCUUGUCAUUCUGAUACACCAUAGAUGUCUGAAAGAAACCAGUGACACAGAUGAGGCUGCUGCAGUCAGCACCAUCAGCCAUUGCCUAGGGCAAGCACAGAGGGGACAAAAACAGCAUCUCAGGCAGCUAGGGAAAACAAGGUUUGAUCUGCAUGGGUCUGUCUGCUGGACAUGACUUAAAAAUAAACAUAUUCUAAAAUCUGGAGCUAUUGUAAAACCUUAUUUUCUGUCAGUGAACCCAACUUUGAUCUGGGUUGCCUUGAAAUGAAUUGCAAAGAAAAAAUUAAUUAUUCAUCAUACUCCUUUAAAAGCUUGGAUAAUAGAAGGCUUGUUAAAAUGUGAAAUAAAAUUUCUUUUUGUGGAAAGCAGGAAAGGCAAAAGGUAGCAGGCUAAAUGGCUUGUCCUUUCUGAUACUUUAUAAAUGAGGAAUUUUCAGCUUCAAGAGUGAGUUCCUAGUACAUCAUAUUAUGUCUAGAAAUAUUUUGUGCUUCAUUUUCACAUAUAUAAAUUUUUCAACCAACCUGUUUUUCUAUAUGGAAUUAAUAUUUAAUAUAGAGUUAUCACAAAUUGGUAUAUUA